Molecule: messenger RNA, 2336 nt
Organism: Anguilla anguilla (European eel)
Lineage: Eukaryota; Metazoa; Chordata; Actinopteri; Anguilliformes; Anguillidae
Product: THAP domain-containing protein 6-like
Exons: 6
Coding region: 133-930 (265 amino acids)
Source: RefSeq, a predicted model, not a curated record
GCGCGCGCGCGCGCGCGCACACACACAUAUACGUAGACGCCGCAUUGGCCGCUGGAUCGUAUGUCGUCGCCAUAUUGGACCGGGCAACUUGCCAUAACCCAAUAACUCUCGGAAAACUGGACUGGGAAAAAGAUGCCUGACUCGUGUGCAGCUUGGGGCUGUACAAAUCGUCGCACAGUCCAAACCAGAUCUCGGGGAAUUACCUUUCACAAGUUUCCCAAAGCGAAAGAGUUGAGGAGGCAGUGGGAAGUAGCUGUAAGAAGGGAAGAUUUUUCCGCCAGUCAGUCGUCCCUGCUCUGCAGUGAGCACUUCAAGCCGGAGGACUUCGACAGGACCGGUCAGACUGUCAGGAUUAGAGAUGGAGCUAAACCAUCUGUCUUUAUUUUCCCGACUCAUAUCCAAAGACCAGUGGCAACCAGGACAACACAAGCCUCAAGGAAGGCUGAAGAGAGCCUGUCAGUGGACUGUUCUCUGCAUUUCCAAGAGACUGAACCUCUGCCUAAUGUUGACCACUCCUAUGCAUUGCCUGCAUCUCCCACUGGUCUAAAGGCCAGACUCAGUGAAGCCUUGGCUAGGGUGGAGAGUCUGGAGCGAGAGAUGAGGAACGCAAAGGACCGAGAACGGAGGGCAAAGAACACAGUGCAUGGUCUUCUGGAGGAUCUGAGGGGGAAGAACCUCAUAAAUGAAGAGCUGAAAGAGAGGCUCAAUUUCUACUCAGAUCUUCCAAUAGACCUCCUGUCAAAACAGGGCCAUGAGUUCACAAAAGACCAGAAGGAGUUUGCCCUCACUCUCCACCUACAUGGUCCAAAAGCAUAUAACUAUCUGAGAGAGUCUCUCCAUCUUAACCUCCCAAAUCCACAUACAUUGCAAAGGUGGAAGAGUUCCGUGGAUGCCAAGCCUGGCCUCAACAUGAUGAUGUUGGACAUGUAGAAAAGAAGACAAGAGGAAGACUCUUAAAUUAGUGGCAACUCACGAAAAAUCUGUGCAAAACAGUUCUGUUCCAAGGGUUUUAGCUCCCAUCCCCGUUUUGUAAAAGAGCAUAACUUGUACAGGACAAAAUGUAGAAACUUGCACAUCAGGUAGAGCCUUGAGCAUUUUUUUGUUUUGAAUGAGGCUCUUUUACUCAGACCAUGGAUCUUUUCUUUUCCCUUUGUUUUCUUGUCUUUCUGAGGGAGGACAACAAUGCCAUAAUUUUGUGAGAUCUCAAAUGGCCCUUGAGUGUUGCACAGUAUCAGUCUGUUGUGUUGUUUAGUAUUAAUAUAUGCUGCUUUUCAUCCAAUAUUUUUAAGAGGAAAAGGAAAGCCCUUCACUUUUUUUAACCGGUCAAAAUGUCUUAACCACUUAGUUGUCCAUAUUUGAAUCAAUAUCAUAUUGAGGACUGAUUCUUGCAAUGUUUGGCGUAUAAUUGCACAAUAUACACAUGUAUACAGGGAUGUCUCCACAAGUAUUAACCAAGAAAAAUAAGCUAAAUUCAUGCUUGACAAACGUGAGUUUUUACAAUUCCUUAUGACAAUGAAUUAUUUUCCACCACGUAAGUAAUUCAGUUCAUGUAAACCUAACGUUGAUACACACUCCUCUCUUGAGCGUCGAGCAGCGAUUAUAGCCUAACUAUCAAGAUUUUAAGUAACUGGAGACAAAACCUUUUUUUGUAGCCUACUCCACGUAGAUCAUAAACACUUGAAUAUAAAAGCGACUCAUUGAAAUCGGUUGAGAAAUGUAAACAUUAUGGUGCUUUUUAUCCAGAAAAACCGCAGCUCCCCCGUUGACUUCCAUUUGUUUUCAGGCCAGUCUUGCCUGGACCAAGAUGGCGGCGACGGUGACGUCUCGCAGCAGCCGGCUGAAGCAGCCAAUGCAGCGUUUACGUAUGCGUGUCUGCGCCCACACCAAUAAAGUUAGAGUGCGCAGCUAGAUUUGAAACACUGAAUAUGAAGCGCCAGAUGACCAGCUGGCUGUAGCCUUACAAAACAGGUGCUACCGUGUGCACAAGUUGCAGGACCAAUUUUGCAUUGAGGAACAGACAACCUUUCCAUCACAAUGCCCACGUCUUUAUACUUAAAAUAUGACAUUCUAACCUCCGACUGGAUAAUGUGUUGGAUCGGUAAGGACAAAAUGUAUUUACCAUAGCUUGCACGAUUUUUAGACUCUUGCAAAUACAACUAACCUGAAAGCAUCAAAUAUUUAGCUUGAGCCUUUCAGUUAUGAGUUUGCCUGUGUAUAAGCAUAUGGCUUUAUUCAUACUCCCCAGUAUAAUAAAAGGUACUUCUGUUCAAGCUGGAUUUUAACAAACCUGUAACCAUUUGCCUUUUUUGCUCACAAUAAAUCCAUUUGCAAUGCCA